AUGUUUACACCUCUCCCCUCAACCUCGGAGACAGAGACAGAGGCUCCCCCACGAGUCAGCAUCCCCUCCUACCUCCUCCAAGACAUUUUUACCCACCUUGACCUCUACGACAUCAUUGCCUGCCAGCAGGUAUGCCGCCUCUGGAACGAUAUCUUGCAGACCCGCCGGUCUCUUCGCAGCAAGCGCUUCCUCGUGUCCACCCACCUCCUGCCCUCUCCGCCGGUGGAGAAAUACACGCUACACCCCGUUUUUGGGCUAAUUCAUUUCUCGCCCUCACUGUGCGUCGCAGACACGACCUUAGGGCGCCGCGGUGAUGGGCCAGCAGCGCUGUUGAAGGGCUCUCCGGUAUGCGCGCAGUAUGCGACAGACCCACCGACGGCCUGGGCAGCGUUCGAGGUGCUGAAAUUCCAUCCAUACUGCGUAGUCGAGAAUUCGGCGGGCGUGACGGUAUGGGAUGUGAUGGUGGCGCUGGCAGAAUAUAAGAUGAAGGAAGCCAAGAUUAGCUUUGGAACAUUCUUUGGGUCAACGAUCUGCUCCAAGAGGAACUAUGACCGUUCAAGGAGGAUGCGGCAUGUGGACUUCUUGGGGACGGAGAGUGUGUUCAUCGAUUUUAGCGGGAGAGACGAGAGGGAUCCUAGGGUGUUUAUUGGUACGUCAUUUGAGGCGAGGGGCGGCUUGAAGAAGGGGAAGUUGUUUAAGUUUUGGAGCGCUAUUGCGUUCUGCGAUGAGGUGAAAACAUAG
This is a messenger RNA of Morchella importuna, 741 nucleotides long. RefSeq lists its product as uncharacterized. Bases 1 to 741 code for a protein of 246 amino acids. Gene Ontology annotation, molecular function: protein binding. NCBI's taxonomy places the organism in Eukaryota, Fungi, Ascomycota, Pezizomycetes, Pezizales, Morchellaceae. The record is from RefSeq and is a predicted model, not a curated record. The transcript is spliced from 3 exons.